Molecule: messenger RNA, 4717 nt
Organism: Corythoichthys intestinalis (scribbled pipefish)
Lineage: Eukaryota; Metazoa; Chordata; Actinopteri; Syngnathiformes; Syngnathidae
Product: potassium voltage-gated channel subfamily H member 7-like
Exons: 16
Coding region: 278-3568 (1096 amino acids)
Biological process (GO): membrane repolarization during action potential; potassium ion transmembrane transport
Cellular component (GO): plasma membrane
Molecular function (GO): inward rectifier potassium channel activity
Source: RefSeq, a predicted model, not a curated record
CAAACCACCAUCCAUCACUGAUAGCAUCCACCACCCCACGCCACCCCAAAACCACACGUCUUCACAAACAAUGCAGUGCGCCCCCAUGGCUUCGCGUGCGCUUCAGCGUCGACACAAAAGAUCAUUUCGGAAAUGAGAAGCGACUGGUUUCAUUUGUGCUUGGCACCCGCGUGCACGCGAACAGGCAAGACCGUCAAGCGUGCGUCAUGGGUGGUAUUUUUUGACCAUCAUGACUGACUGGUGACAAAAGAAACCAAUUUUGUGGAAGGAGAGAAUCAUGCCGGUCCGGAGGGGUCACGUGGCGCCACAGAACACAUUUCUUGGUGUCAUUAUUCGUAAAUUCGAGGGACAAAAUAAGAAAUUCAUUAUCGCCAAUGCUUGCGUGCAAAAUUGCGCCAUCAUCUACUGCAAUGACGGAUUCUGUGAGAUGACCGGUUUCUCUAGGCCUGAUGUCAUGCAGAAGUCUUGCACGUGUGAUUUCCUGCACGGCCAGUUCACCAGUCAGUAUGCCAUCACCCAAGUGGCCCAAGCCCUGCUGGGCUCAGAGGAACGCAAGGUGGAGAUCAUGUACCAACGGAAGGAUGGUUCAAAGUUCUUCUGUGCCACACACAUCAUCCCAGUUAAGAACGAAGAGGGUGUGGUCAUGAUGUUCAUUCUUAACUUUGAUAACAUUCUGGAUGUGGGCAGCAGUGACUCAGUGGAGAAGCUAUACCACGACUACCCUUCUAAAGCUGACCAGCGCAAAAGGAGAUUCUUCCAUUUUCGUUUGCCGGUUUUAUCACUUCUGGGCAUUAGCAAGCAGUCCCUGCCUCAGGAAGACCCUGAUGUGACAGUGGAGUCUCCUUGCCACAGCCUUGACUCAGUGGCAAUCUGCAAUGACAACCUCACGGAUGCCCGUGAGAGCUGGAGUCCCUCAAACCCCAAUGAUAGCAACACCCUCAUCACCCCAAGCUUCUGUUCCACACCUGUGUCUUGCCCACUGGACCACACAUCCCCCAAAAGUCCUUGGGAAAGAUUUUACCAAGAUCCUGCCGCUACCCAAACCUAUGACAAGAACCAGGUGGACACAGUGAUUGUUGCUCCAUCUAUCCCAGGCCUCACUCCAACUGCAUCUAGGGAGAGUGUAUGUAGUAUUCGAAGAGCCUCUUCCCUCUACAACAUUGAUGGUUUUAGAUCAAACUCCAAAAUGGGCUUCAGGGAUCGACAUUCCAAUGAAGGUCCUCUCAUCCAGAUAAAAUCAAGUCUGCUCUGCUCCACCUCUGACUCUAACCUAAGCAAGUACAGCACAAUCAACAAAAUUCCCCUCAUCACACUUAACUUCUCAGAGGCCAAUAUUGAGAAUAAGUGCCCCUCACCUUCUUCUUCUGAGAAAACCGUUAUUGCAUCCAAGGUCAAAGACCGCACGCACAAUGUCACGGACAAAGUCACACAGGUUCUUUCGCUUGGUGCUGAUGUGCUGCCCGAGUACAAACUCCAGUCGCAACGCAUGGACAAGUGUACUAUCCUUCACUACAGCCCCUUCAAAGCAGUGUGGGACUGGCUCAUUCUGCUAUUGGUCAUCUACACAGCCAUUUUCACACCUUACUCUGCAGCCUUCCUCCUUAACGACAUUGAGGAGCAGAAGAGACGUGAGUGCGGCUACUCCUGCUCGCCGCUUAAUGUGGUGGACUUGAUGGUGGACAUCAUGUUCAUCGUAGACAUCCUCAUAAACUUUCGGACCACGUAUGUUAACAACAAUGAGGAGGUGGUGAGCCACCCUGGCAAGAUAGCCAUUCAUUACUUUAAAGGCUGGUUCCUCAUAGACAUGGUAGCCGCUAUCCCAUUUGACCUGCUCAUCUUUGGAUCGGGAUCUGACGAGACCACCACUCUAAUUGGUCUAUUAAAGACAGCACGCCUUCUGCGUCUGGUACGCGUUGCACGCAAGCUGGACCGCUACUCCGAGUACGGCGCUGCUGUGCUAAUGCUGCUAAUGUGUAUUUUUGCACUAAUCGCUCAUUGGCUGGCCUGCAUCUGGUAUGCGAUCGGCAAUGUAGAGAAACCUUACUUGGAGCACAAGAUUGGCUGGCUGGACAACCUGGGCUUGUCCAUAGGAAAAAAAUACAAUUACAGUGACCCAAGCUCAGGGCCAUCCAUCAAAGACAAGUAUGUCACUGCACUGUACUUCACCUUCAGCAGUCUGACCAGCGUGGGCUUUGGCAACGUCUCCCCCAAUACCAACUCUGAGAAGAUUUUUUCUAUUUGUGUCAUGCUCAUCGGAUCUUUGAUGUAUGCCAGCAUCUUUGGAAAUGUGUCAGCUAUCAUCCAGAGGUUGUAUUCAAGUACGGCCCGUUAUCACCUCCAGAUGCUCCGUGUCAAAGAAUUCAUCCGUUUUCACCAAAUCCCAAACCCGCUUAGGCAGCGGCUUGAGGAGUACUUCCAGCAUGCUUGGACAUACACCAAUGGCAUUGACAUGAACAUGGUCCUGAAGGGUUUCCCAGAGUGCCUGCAGGCAGAUAUCUGCCUUCACCUCAACAAGAAUCUUCUACAGGGCUGUAAAGCGUUCCACGGCGCAACUAAAGGUUGCCUCCGGGCCCUGGCAAUGCGGUUCAAGACCACACACGCACCUCCUGGAGACACACUGGUUCACAGCGGGGACGUGAUCAGCAUGCUAUAUUUUGUCACACGUGGCUCCAUCGAGAUCCUCAAAGAAGAUAUUGUUGUUGCCAUCUUGGGCAAGAACGAUAUCUUUGGCGAAAUGAUCAACCUCUACGCCAAGCCAGGGAAAUCGUGCGCUGAUGUGCGGGUGCUGAGCUAUUGCGACCUGCACACCAUCCAAAGAGAGGAGCUCUUGGAGGUUCUGGACAUGUAUCCAGAAUUUGCUGACCAUUUUAUCACUAACCUGGAGCUGACCUUUGACCUCGGUGAUGAAAAUGCCAAGACGCCCUACCAACAAUACACCGAUUCCAACAUGGAUGCAACAGUGUGUCGAAGAAGAGUGUCAUGCAUAAGGAAAUCUUCCAAUGGCGGUCAACAAAAGGAGACACUGGCAACAUUCAGCAAGCAGCAAGAUUCUGCCACUAAAGGAAAUAAAGACGAGGAGGUACUUGAGGAGACAAACAGGAGGGAGGAGGAAGAGAAACACAAGUAUUGGUGUUCCAGCACGCUGGGCUACCCUGUGGUAAAAGACCAACGCUUUGGUGUUGGCCUCAGCAGUUCUGAAGAUGACACGCAUGCAAAAGAGCUCCUCCAAGACGACUGGACACAUACAGGCUUUAACAUUGAGGAAAAGCAAUCAUCGUUGUGCCAGGCAACUCCAGGUGAUCAGAAUGAAAGUGGUAUGACGUACCUCAGCUACAUGGAAGUGGAGCAAAGACUUGACAGGCUGCAACAGCACCUUGACAGGCUGGAAUCUCAGAUGACGGCCAACAUACAGGCCAUCCUCCAGCUCCUCCAGAGGCCAACUACAGCUUUUCCGCCUGCCUACAGUACCAUCCUGCCCAGAGGAUCAAAGGUUGACCAUCAGGUUGUAGCUGGCCAUUCAGAUGGCUCCCAGACUCGGUCCUUCGACACUUCCACCUCUGACCUGUGAGCCAGAAAAGGUUGUGCUCCACACACAGAUGCUGCAAAGUGUGAACACAGCUGGACUGAAGCAGACACUCCCACUGGGAAGCGUGUACUUUGUUGAAUGAUGCCAGCAUUCCCUGAGGUUGUCUUUCGAUUAACAGCCCUAGCUGCCCUAUGUCACCGGCAGCUCAUUACUGUUGGAACUCCAUUGACCCGUUUCUGACCUGCUAUUUCCUUAGUAGCCCUCCCCAACAAUCCCAAGACGGCCAAGGACAUUUUCUGCAGUUUGACUCAGGGUUGAAGAAGUUGAAUAUGCAAAGGAACAUAAAAUGACUUCCAUUAUUUUACACAAUAUCCCUUCCUAGUUGUAAUUUAGAUUUCUCAAGUUAAUUUAUAUACUACAGUAUAGAAUGCACAUGUACAGUAUAAUUACAAUCUAAGUGUAAUUCAAUUACAACACUGUCUGUGACAUAAGAUGGGCAUGUUUUUUUGUUUUUAAUUUUAUUUUUUUAAGAGUGUUUUUGGAGGUAAUGCUAGUAAAGUAGAAUAUGCUUUUCUAUUUGUCUUCCUCACAAGGAACAUCAGCUGAAAUUCCUUUAUGGGCAUAUUUGCUUAGCACUUUUUGAGGUUGACUGCACUUUUAAAAGUAUAAAGGUUGAAACUUGCCAAGGAAUUUGUUGUAUAUUUCAGUGUGCAUACUUGAUACCAUAUUGCCACAACAACUGUACAUUUACAGUACAAUCUUGAGGGGUUGCAUCCCAUAACACAAGCCUAAUGACAGCAAGAAUGUUGACUUGCUUUGUUGAUGGUCACUUAACAAGGUCUAGGAAUAUUCCCACAUCCAAUAACCACUAACAGUCUGCCAUUUCUUGACACUGUUAGAGCAAGGGCCAAAAAUUUCAAGUACGUUUAUAAUUGAAGCUGGAAUUGGUUUAACUAUAUAACACCACAGCAAUGUCAUAACAAGCAAGUGGGUUUAUGGAGACUGAAAAAGCAUCCUUUUCAAUUGCGUGAAUAUUUUAGGUCUUGCAUUCAUAGUUAUACAGUAUGCAAUGCUUCAGUUUUUACAAAUAAUCUGAAUGUUUAUGUUCUUUAAUGGAAUUUGACAAAUUGUACAAGUGCACUUGAAAAAUGCACAGUUGUAAAAAAAAAAAAAAACAAUAAACACAAUGCA